AUGGUAUUAUAUGUUGUAUUUGCAAAUGCGCUGCCAGAUGGCUUGCCCGUCCUCCGCUCCGUGAAUGACUCUGACUUGCGGGCCGUAUUGCAAGAUUUCGUAGAGAACUCGGGGAACGCUGACAAGGCGAAGGCAAAGCAAGAUCAAGCUCGCAAGCGACUGACUGACAAAGCUUGGGCCCUCUGCAAAAAAGUGCGCAAGGCCAGGGCGAAGGCAGAGAAGAAAGCCAAAGAUAGCGUCAAGAAGGGUACUGCUGCGAGCAAAACAAAAUCGAAGCCUCCGACAGUUGUAAAGGGCCAGACUGCAAUGGUGCCAUUGGCGCUCAUCGAGGACGACCACGCAGGGACCAAGUCAAACUUCAUUAGCCAUGUGAAGGCGGCAGCAGAAUACAUGGAGAAGAUCAACAAUAAACAUCCAGAGGUGAUUGCAGCGUUUACCAACAUCGCGCACUACAUGGCUGUAUCAGGGUGUCCGAGCAUCUCCUUGCAUACCAAGGCGGGGGCAGAGCCGAAGGUGUGCAAGGGGUGGUCGGCGCUGAAGAUAUUUUUCAAAGA
Molecule: messenger RNA, 554 nt
Organism: Prorocentrum cordatum
Lineage: Eukaryota; Dinophyceae; Prorocentrales; Prorocentraceae
Source: the annotation of a GenBank genome assembly